Molecule: messenger RNA, 504 nt
Organism: Aptenodytes forsteri (emperor penguin)
Lineage: Eukaryota; Metazoa; Chordata; Aves; Sphenisciformes; Spheniscidae
Gene: OGG1
Product: 8-oxoguanine DNA glycosylase
Biological process (GO): base-excision repair, AP site formation; nucleotide-excision repair
Cellular component (GO): nucleus
Molecular function (GO): 8-oxo-7,8-dihydroguanine DNA N-glycosylase activity; damaged DNA binding
Source: RefSeq, a predicted model, not a curated record
UGCCCGUCCCUGUGGCGCUCCCUGCCCGCCCCGCCGGCCGAGCUGCGCCUGGACCUGGUGCUCGGCCCGGGGGCCUGGACAGGUGUGCUGGGGGGGCGCGUCUGGACGCUGAGGCAGGACCCGGACCGCCUCUGGUACACGGUGUACGGCGAGGAGGAGGAUGGGCGUCCCACCAAGGCUGCAAAGCUGGAUGGUGCUGAGACGGACCAGAUCCUGCGCGACUACUUCCAGCUGGACGUGGGGCUGCCGGCCCUGUACUGCGCCUGGGGGGCGGCCGACCCCCUCUUCCGCAAGGUGGCCGACGACUUCCCAGGGGUGCGGGUGCUGCGGCAGGACCCCGUCGAGUGCCUCCUCUCCUUCAUCUGCACCUCCAACAACCACAUCUCCCGCAUCACCGCCAUGAUCGAGCGCCUCUGCCAGGCCUUCGGCCGACGCCUCUGCCGCCUCGACGCCCGGCCCUUCCACGCCUUCCCCUCCCUCUCGGCGCUCGCAGGAGAGGGGUGA